CGUAACGGUUCUGAUUUGGUCAUGGGUUAUUCCAUCAUUGAAAACGAAUAGUCUGUCUGAUGAUUAUAGUCUUCAUGGAAACAUUUUAGAUUUAGACAAACCGCACACCCUUAAAGAGGGUCAACAAAUGACGACACAGUCUCAUACGGAACGAUUGGAUAGUUAUCUAGACAUGAACGUGACAACCGCCAGCCAUUUCAUAUCACCAGAGCUCACAACGGUUACAGUUUUGCCACUUGUGAUUCCUCUAAGAGUUGGUGAUACUUUUAGGGUGAGAAUUCGUCUUUUUUAUACGGAUGGUAAACCAGUGAAUACAGGCGGUGACUACCUCAGAAUAUGGUUAAAAGAUCCAUCGAUUAAAAAUACAAAUGUAAAUGGUCACGUGGUAGACCAUGGGAACGGGACUUAUACUGGAGAGGUUUUGUUACCUUGGAAAGGUUAUCCAGAGGUCUAUAUAUCUAUUGCGAACUCGAGGCAUCACAUAUCGCUCUUCCUGAGUUACUUGGAGAAACAUGGAACGUUGAAUCCGAUGGCGUCCAAAUUUAUAGACUCUACUGGUAAACAUGAGGAAGAAUCUAUGUGCAGUCCAAAACCCGAUGUCGUUCUUCAAGGAUGUGAUUUUGUCAACAGAUGUAACUCAACCUCAUAUAAUUAUGGGUUGCCAUGGUUUUGCUGUAAACCGGAAUCUGAAUUUCUAACAUGUGAUGACAUUAAAACACAAGACAGUUCUAGAAACAGCAAAAUUGGUGAAUUUGCGAUAAACGUGUUUAAAAACCAAAAACAUAUGAAAAUUGGUUCCACGAAAUUAGAAGUCUUGGAAGGUGAGGAUGGUCGUGAGCUUAUGUUCUCCCCUCAAUUAGAAUGCAAGGUUCGUGCCCCGGGUGCCACUUGGCAUGAUAGCGUUCCUACAGGAUAUUAUUAUAAUAAAAUAUGGAUAAAUUUAAAAUGUUUACAUGAGAAAAUGAACUUUGAUAUUUGCUUGAAAGACAAACGAGUUGUAAUAUUGGGAGAUUCUAAUAGUCGAGGAAUUUAUCAGGUGAUGUGUGAACGAACAAAUGCCGUAGAUCUUACAAACCACUACACCAAAGACAAGCCAUGGCAUAAAUUGUUGAUGGCGAAAAACUCUAAGCUGAAUCUAGACUUAAUGUGGGCUCCUCAUAACCCGCCAUUUUAUGUAGGUAGACACCAGAGUUUGGACACAAUGCGGUCAGUUGGAAACUGGCUGGACAGGACACCUCAUGAUAAACCAAUAAUAGUCAUCAUACAUCUGUACUAUCAUCUCACCAGGACGACAUUGUCUGUGUUUCGCGCCCUGGUCAAGGACGCACGUGCUGGUGUUGAUCGUCUGCUCGCAAGAGCUCCAGACUCACAAAUUAUCAUUCAGGGCCCUCAUUCAUUUACAUAUAAAGAUGUUCUGGAACCGAUAGACUACCUCCGGCGAUGCCAUGAAGAAAUUUGGUUCCAAGAAUUCAAUGGAAUUCAUGAUAAAGUCUUUUACGUCGGUCAUUGGGAUCGAACAGCCGGAAUGGCAAACGUUAAUGUGCAUCCCAUUGGUUAUGCUACCAAAGAUUUAGCCAAUGAAAUGCUUUCUUAUAUUUGCGAUUCAUACCUGUCUAAAUGA
This is a messenger RNA of Ylistrum balloti, 1621 nucleotides long. RefSeq names its product NXPE family member 3-like. The annotation marks the transcript as partial. The record is from RefSeq and is a predicted model, not a curated record. The transcript is spliced from 3 exons. Lineage: Eukaryota; Metazoa; Mollusca; Bivalvia; Pectinida; Pectinidae.